CGUAAUCAGCCACGCCCUCUUCUCUAUUUGGUCCAGAUAGACAUCUUUACAUUUCAGAUCGACAUAGCAAGGGUAUAGUCCUAUUCACUGUUUGGUCUCAGUCGACAGAGGUCUUAUAUUUAAUAUGGUGUGUGGCGGCUUCACCUGUUCCAAAAAUGCGCUCUGUUCCCUUAACGUUGUUUACAUGCUUGUCGGGCUGCUGUUGAUUGGAGUUGCAGCAUGGGGGAAGGGCUUCGGCUUGGUGUCAAGCAUCCACAUCAUAGGAGGUGUCAUAGCAGUGGGUGUCUUCCUGCUGCUUAUUGCCAUUGUAGGACUUAUUGGAGCAAUCCAUCACCAUCAAGUCAUGCUUUUCUUCUACAUGGUCAUUCUGUUCAUUGUUUUCCUGUUCCAAUUCGGGGUUUCAUGUUCCUGCCUGGCAAUGAACCAAGGGCAGCAGGAAGUGCUUUUGAACUCUGCCUGGGGGAUGUUGGAGAACAACACCAAGACAGACCUUGAGAGCCAGCUUAACUGUUGUGGACUGCUGAACAUCACCACCUCCCAGUUUGAUCAGGAUUUGCAAAACUGUCCUGCUCCAUGUAAAAAGAGAGGCAACUGUUCAACUUGUGGUGAAAAGAUGCUGAAUCAUGCCACUGAGGCCCUGAAGAUUCUUGGGGGAGUGGGACUCUUCUUCAGCUUCUCAGAGAUCCUUGGAGUGUGGCUCGCUGUGCGAUACAGAAACCAGAAGGAUCCACGUGCAAAUCCAAGUGCUUUCCUAUAGUCUGUCUCAGAAAGGGGCACAUUAGAAACUGUUUUACACUGGUACGGAGAGAAUAAAAUACAUCAUGAGGUAGACACUCAGGCAUAUAAAUUCAGAUACACAGCAGUCACAACAAAACAGAAUGGACAAGCACACUCAGCACCUUAACACACUGAGAAACAGAAAGACAUAUUUCACCAGAGACUGAGACAGUACAGUUUUAGACAUAUAUGCUAGAGCUCAAGCUGGAACACCUGGAUACUUGUGUAUGAAAGGAUGACUCAUAACGCUGAUCAGUGUGACUUGUUCAGCCUUGAUCUGAGUACCAGAUUUCUCAAUUUACGUCUACUACUUAAGCGAUUACAAGAAAUGUUUGCAUGAGUCCUGCACCCGCACACACCAACUGCCUCUUUGUUUAUUUCAUUCUAUACACCAACAAAUGACUGUCCAAAUAACUUGUAUGCAACUUAAAAUAUUCCUCUUAUGUCUAGUAUAAUGUCACCAUCUAUGAAAAUAUACUCAGUUCAAUGCUGUCAGUUAUAUGCACCUAAACAUUUCCAGUGUAAAGAGAGAAAAAAGGCACUGUGUAGAGAUUUUUCUUUUCCUUUUUCUCUAGACAUUACAUAAGGUAGGAGUUUCAAGAGGUGAAUUAAGGUAACAGAGUUGCUAGUCCUUCAGAUUAAAACAUUUGAAUAUUAACUGAGCCAACUCACUUUGAAUCAAUUACCUACAGAUGCCACUGACUGCAGCUUUGAUGUUGUACAUACAGCUUAACUACUGUAGCUUGUGAAAAUAUUUCCUAAUUGUUUUUGCCAAGUAGUUUCUCCAAAAUCCUCAAUUAUCCACUCUACCUGUGUUUACCACUUAUGUCUGUGUUGGACAGUAAUAUUAGUAUAGUAGAAAAGUGAAUUCAGGUACUUCUAGUACCUCCUGUUUAACUGGAAGAAAUCAUGAAAAAUAAAAUAAAAAAUUCUGUGUUUUGAAAACAUUGAGUGAAUUUGGAAUAUUGAAUCCCAAAUUCAAUUUUAACUAUUUGGGAAAUUUGCUUGUUUUUAAGUAAGUUAGAAAAGCGUGAAUAUUUUGUGUAUUUCUGUUGCCAUAAUUUUCCUUUCAUCAGUGUUAAAUGCCUUGUAAAAUAUGCUUGUUAAAUAUUUUCACCAUCUAUUUAAGUUUGACACACAUUAAUCAAAUGUUUUGAUUAUAUAAUUUUGGUCGAUAUUUCAUGUUGAUAUAUGAAUUUAUGAGUUUUAUCUUUUUGUUUUCUUUUAACGGUUAACUUAAAGGACUAACCUCAAAUAUAAUAACAUGUCUUAUUUGUGGGAAAAUGUUAAUGAAAUGUAAUGCAAAUGUAAUUUUUGAGACAAUUUUAAAAUAAUAAAA
Molecule: messenger RNA, 2116 nt
Organism: Menidia menidia (Atlantic silverside)
Lineage: Eukaryota; Metazoa; Chordata; Actinopteri; Atheriniformes; Atherinopsidae
Source: the annotation of a GenBank genome assembly